Pogona vitticeps (central bearded dragon) is the source of this 4001-nucleotide messenger RNA. It is a transcript of the gene UBIAD1, whose product is annotated as UbiA prenyltransferase domain containing 1. Gene Ontology annotation, molecular function: prenyltransferase activity. Gene Ontology annotation, cellular component: endoplasmic reticulum; Golgi membrane. Gene Ontology annotation, biological process: vitamin K biosynthetic process; menaquinone biosynthetic process. The record is from RefSeq and is a predicted model, not a curated record. Lineage: Eukaryota; Metazoa; Chordata; Lepidosauria; Squamata; Agamidae.
AUAUAGACCGAGGGGGGAGGGGCGGAGGCGUCGAGGGUGCAGAACGAGGUCGGGCGAGCAGGCAGGAGUUCCACCGGGAGAGCGCCCAGCCUUCUCGAAAUCCCCUUUCCCCAUGACCAACUUCUGAUUCCAGUCCUGCUAGAAGCGCGUUAAACAAUGGACGUAAAAGAUGAGAUGGAAAAGAUCAAUAUUGUGACCGAAAACCACCAGGAGGCAGAGGUGGGAGACCAGGCGACGGGGUUGCUGGGCUCUGCGAAAGCUCCCUUGAGCACCUGGCACCAUAAAUGUGCCUCUUACGUCUUGGCCCUCCGUCCCUGGAGUUUCAGCGCCUCCCUGACCCCGGUGGCCCUCGGCAGCGCCCUCGCUUACCGCUCCAAGGGGACCUUAGACCCGGGACUCCUGGUGGGCAGCGCCGUGACGGUCUUGGCUGUCCAUGGAGCCGGGAACCUGGUCAACACCUACUAUGACUUCUCCAAGGGCAUCGAUCACAAAAAGAGCGAUGAUCGGACCCUGGUGGACCGGAUCCUAGAGCCUCAAGACGUCGUCAGAUUCGGGGUCUUUCUGUACACCUUGGGGUGCCUCUCGGCAGCUUUUCUUUACUGCUUUUCCACCCUCAAGUUGGAACAUUUAGCCCUGAUCUACUUUGGGGGGCUUUCGAGCUCCUUCCUUUAUACUGGAGGUAUUGGGUUUAAGUACGUGGCGCUGGGCGACGUGGUGAUCCUCAUCACCUUCGGGCCGCUGGCCGUGAUGUUUGCCUAUGCUGUGCAGGUGGGUUACCUCUCUGUCUCGCCGCUGCUGUACGCCGUCCCCCUGGCGCUCAGCACUGAGGCCAUCCUGCACAGCAACAACACUCGGGACAUGGAGUCGGACCAGCAGGCGGGCAUCGUCACUUUGGCCAUCCUUAUUGGCCCCACCUUCUCUUACGUCCUGUACAACAGCCUCCUCUUCCUGCCGUACCUCAUCUUCUGCCUCUUGGCCACCCGUUACACCAUCAGCAUGGCCCUCCCCUUGCUCACCCUUCCCAUGGCCUUCUCGCUGGAAAGACAGUUCCGCAGCCGCAGCUUCAUCAAGAUCCCUCAAAGGACCGCGAAGCUGAACCUCCUUCUGGGACUCUUCUACGUCUUUGCCAUCAUCUUGGCCCCUCCGGGGGCCCUGCCGAACCUCUAGGGCACCCCCACCCCCCGAGGCUCCGGAGAGAAAGGCUUGUCACUGGUUCCCCCUGCACUCAAGAUGCCCUUGUUUGUUGUUUUGGCUUCUCUUGGACAUAAAGAAGUGGUGGUGGUUGGAGGGGGGGGGAUCGUUUGGAGGGUCUCAGUCGCUACUUGUCUGUGCAGCUUUGGUGACGUGGCCAUGUGUGGUUAGGCCAACCCCUGCUUAUAGGGCUUCCUGUGUGUAAAAGAGGCUGCAUUGUUAUCUUUUUGAAGCAGGGGGUGGCAGCUUGUGGCUCGCCGAAUAUUUGCUGGACUGCAGUUCCCAUUGUCCUGCACUGUCAGCUGUGCCAGCCGAGGCUGAUUGAAGUAGGAGUCUAGCUGGGGGGGGGGGAAUAGAGGGGAGAGUGAAGAUAUUUAUAACAUGUUUAAGCCAGAAAGGUUUUUUUUCUUCAUGUUUGUUUCUUGGUUGGUUUUUUUAAAAAAAUUCUAAAUAUACAUAUGUAUUACUUGGUUGCCUUUAUAAGAUAAGAGCUCUAGGCCAUGUGAAAAGUUGUGGGUUUUUUUGGUUUGUUUUCUAAAAGCUUUUGAACAAUUUAAACAAACUAGAACAAAAAAGCCAAAGAGCCAUCAAACUAGAAAAAUAUCACCUUUCUGGACUACAGCAUCCACAAUCCCGACCCAAGGGGGACUCAGGACUCGCUGUUCCCGCAAAAAGUAGUUUUGCAGUUUGUUGUGUUAGAUAGUUGUGCUACAGAAGGCAGGUGUUAAAUUUAUGAUUGAGAAAAAAGAAUUACCAGCUGCUUAGAUUCUUGUGGCAGGGAGUUCCACUGGGCCGUUUCACAGAAAAGAAUUCCACAGAGUUGACUUGAUAACCAUGAAACAGGUGGCCUUGACUCAUCUUUCAUACAAUCUGACCUCAGAGAGAUGGGGAUUUGACCAUGUACGGUUGCCAUGCUUACAAUCUGAUUUCACAUUUAAUAGGUGCUCCGCCUUGCUACUCAAAGUGCUGAAAGGGUGGUAAUGAUGACCUUAGACAGUCACACGGUUUAUCCGGCGGUGGCAAUUAGGAGGUGUGAUUUGGUGGGGCCCCUUUCAGAGUAGCACAUCAUCUGUUAAAACAUAAUAUUAGGAUCCACAAGGAUUGCACAUUUAGAUUGAGUGGGUUGAGGACGUUGACGUCAAAUCAGUCUCUCUCUCUCUCGCCCCCGUACUUCCUGUUUGUUUCUCAAAACUUUGGUUGCUUCAAAUACCUUUGUCACUUGAGAAAGGAGUGGCAGGGAGUUCCACAGUCACAGAAGUCAUGGAGGGGUGGGCUGCACCAGCAAAUUCUGUGCUUGUCUGUUUUCUGGGUUGGGACAUGGACAGGGGACUUUUAGCCUAGGAGUUGUUUUGAUUAACACUUCCCCUCUGUCUUGCUCGGCAUCGCCGAUGGUAAGGGAUGGGAGGUUGGAGUUCAGAACCCACCACAUGGAACCGUUGGCCGAGUCUGUAAGAAACGCCCUGGAUCCCUCUACAAGCGCUGGAGUCCUUUCUAAAAUUUCUUUCACUCUUGCCAGUUCUUUGCCUGCGAUGGAGAGAACAAGCCAUGAGAAACCAGAGCGAAGAAAGCUCUGAAAAAUUAAACUUCCUAGCGGUUGCUCGUUCGCAACAGCAAAGCAGUCCGUAGGUUUUUAAAACAAAUGGAACAGUCUCCUGAAAGGGUGAGGAUGACGUUGGUGGAAUAUGUUGCCCCGCGAGGAGAAAAAAUCCACCUUAAAAAUAAAAAAAAACAACCGGAGGUGGGUGGGUGUUUUUCCAAAUAGCAGGGAAAUAUAAUUGUAGGAGACCGGGGUCUCCUCUAUGGAGAGGAAAAGGUCCAAGCGCCGGUCUGUGUUGCCCCUACAAGGCAUCGUUUAGCGGAUCUUUCCCCAUUGGCCACAUCCUGAGUUCGCCAGCGUGUGGCACUCAAUGCCUGCACAGAGAAGGGGGUGAUGCUUGCGUCAGAUAAAAGUUCAGGGUGUCCUUCCCAAUGUGCCGCUGCGUGCUUGGGACAAUCUGGCAGAGGUGUGGAGACGGCGGUGGGGGGGGCGAUUUUAACUUCCGUUGGUGUUGCUUUUGUGAUGCUUUAGCGCUCAAGAGCUUCUCGGGGAGGCCUUGAGCCAUCCGUUUUGGCCUGCAAAGGGGUUGGUUUCGGCUGUUCCUCUCGGAACGACCUGAGCUUUGCGCGGCUCUCCCUUCCCUCCUCUGGGUUGUCACCUGUUGGCUCUUCCUUCCCUGUUGGGAUGAUAUCUUGGCAACCAUCAUCCUCAGCCAGCAUCCCACGGUUUGGGGAUAGGCCGACUGAGUCAAGCCACCCUCCCACUGGCCUCCAGCAGAUGAUUGCCUUUCCAAAGGAGAGCGGAUUAAAGGGCCUCGCCCUUCCGUAGCGCAUCUCCCGGGAUUUGCUCCCGAUCCGUUCAGAGGGGACGUGGGCGGGUCCGGCUGAGAACGCCCUGGCUCGCCUCUGCUAUCAUCCUAGCCCAUCUUGUCCCCGCCCUGGGCCCUGCGUUGGUUUUCCCCGCGUCCGUCUCCUCUCCCGCAGUUCUGUGCCGUUCCCUGAAAGCCGGUCUCUUGCAGUGACAGGUGUGGUGCUAUGAUUGGCGGGGCGGCGGGGGGGGCUGAUUUGGCCCGAGGGCUCAUAGUUGCAAACCUCUGGGACGGAAAAGCACAGAGCAACCCACGCUCUCUCGUAAGUUAGGGUGUCAGUCCUGACGCUGAGUACGUCAUCGGUCUUGUUCAGGAGGGAAAGCUCCGGCUUUAAGGAAUGGGUCUGCUUCCAGUGAACUCGGGACACGAAGCAUUUUUAGCAUUGUUGUUAAAAUUAAAAAAAAA